AUGAUGCCUGGCCCUUUUCCGAUUUACCCCAGGAGGAAAAAGAGGCUUCCAACUACAAUCAAGAUAUCAGUCUCAACAUGUGAGGCUCGUGCACGCCUGGAAACUGGAAGCCUGUCAAAGUUGGCCAACUUUUGCUUGUCUAGCAACAUUGAAGUCUCCGGAAUUGAGGGCUUUGAUGGUGCAUCAGUUUUACUGAGAAAAGACAAUGAUGUUCCAAAAAUUGCAGUAAGCUUUCGAAAUGCUCUGGGUUGUGAAAAGUGGCUGUACGUGGAGAAAACUGACAGUUGUGCUAUUCAUGAACGUUCGUACACCGGUGUGGGUGCGAAAAGUGCGAAGUUUACUUUUACCGAGCACGGUCUGCGAUCAGUAGCCAAAAAGUACCCGCGCAUCAGGCCCUCGCAAUUGUGCGAACUAGUUCACGACCCCUCGGGCGUCCAUGUAGAUCUUUUUACACUCUCCCCCCAUCCCAGCUCGCCGGUUCAGCAUCUGCGUGUUAACUGGCACUUUGGAAACGGUUACAACUCCUGUGCUAAACUGUUUGAGCGAAAUGCAUUUUUCCCUCUGAAGUCCAUGGUUUAUGAAGAUCUGCCUAUCCUCGCUCCGGCAAACUUGGAAGAGUACUUGACUGUCGAAUACGGAUAUCUGGGACGCGACGCGAUGUAUGAUCGUGAAACCCAACGGUACGUCAAGAUUUCCGAGGCUGCUUUCCGACAGUUCCCACCACAAGUGCAAAAACUUCUUUCUGGUCCCAGUAGCGAACGGACGCUAUGA
Spirometra erinaceieuropaei is the source of this 771-nucleotide messenger RNA. Lineage: Eukaryota; Metazoa; Platyhelminthes; Cestoda; Diphyllobothriidea; Diphyllobothriidae. The record is from the annotation of a GenBank genome assembly.